GUUAAAUCUUGAAAUAUAAUAAACUAUUCCUACCAUCAAAACGUUAAAAAGAAUUUAUUAAUUUUUGUUUUCUUGACCUUGAUGUUCUUUAUAAAAAUGUUUAUAUAAUUUUUCAUUGCUUAAUAUUUAAACUAGAUAAAUACUCAUAUGUAGUUGUUAUAUUUUUAAGCUAAUGGAAAUAAUAUAAGUGUAUAAGCCCCUACGCACACCAAUGGUAGUAAUACCUCCCUAAUUUCCUACCUCCCGACGACACAGUGUAAUAUUUACAGAAAAUGCCUGUAGGUACCAACAAUUUUGAACACCAUGGCUGAAAGUAUACCACCUACUUAUAAUACUUGUUCACUGUUUUUUGUAAAAAUGUCUGAGAUAUGGUGAUUUUCAAGUGGUUACAAUGUUUAUUUAUACCUUUUUACGACAAAUAUCGUUGAUGAACUACUAUUAUUGUACGUUUACACUGUUACUGCUUCGUGUUUAUAAAUAUGUCGAUAACAAAUCGAUACGGACGGUGUAUAUUGUACACUUAUAUACAAUCUACAUAAUUGCCCGUGAAUCGUGAUUCUAACCAGUUGACCUACGUCCACACAAGUGGCUAUGUAUAAUCAGUAUUUUAUAAUGUUAGAGAUUACCAACAGUCUCUAAACCAGUUUUAUGUAAUUGUAAGUAUACAACGAAAUUAUAAUAAUGUACAACAUGAACUACGUUAUUUUACGUAUCUAGCAUUUUUUUUUUUUUUUUCUGUUCUAUCAUCGUUCGUACAUAUUCGAAAAUAAAAUACGAGUAUAACAAUCAUUGCGUAUUAUGGAUUUUGAAAAGUUAAUACUCGGAAUAGACGUGGGAACUAGUUCGGUUAAAGUGUCACUGUUGGACAGCCGUACUGUAAAGUCGGUUUACGCGAAAUCCGUUCUGACAAAAGCGAAAAUAAAUAAUCCUAGCCAUGAAAAAGGCGACGAACAAGACGUGAUUAAAAUUUUCAAGUCUACACAAGAAUGUUUAGAAUUGGUACCGAGACAUUUUAUGAAAGAGGUACCUCAUUAUAAUACAUCAAUACAAUUGAUAAUUAAAUAUUUUUGUGUUUUUUUUUUUUCUAAUUAAAUAUAAUAGUUAACUACCUGAUUAAAAUUAUAACGAUAAAUAGACAUGUAUUGGAAAAUUAUUAACUAAUUUAAUUAUACAAUUGAGUAUAGAUAGGUAGAUAACUGAUUUGAUGACAGAUUUGUCGACAAUCGCGGACUAAGCAUAUCUAGCUGGGGGUACAAUAGAUGAUAAUAUAAGAAUGGAUAGGUCAUUCCUAUAAUAUUAAUAUAAUAAGGGGCCGCAUUCCGAAAUGCGAAUGAGAGACAGACUGCUUAUAGCGCUCUCAUUCACACAGCAAGGGGUUUUAUCAUUAAUAUUAUAUUUCACAAUGAUAACUCAAUCAAUGUAGUUGUAUUUGAAUUUUGUUUAUCAAAACAAUUUCAAGUAUUUUAAUUUAAUAUUGAUUUUUAUUCGAAUUUUGUAUAUCAAAACAAUUUCAAGUUGAUAUUUCAAUAAAAUAUAAUAUUAUUAUCGUAUUUUUCACGAAAUUAGAAAGAUUAAAGAUGAUAUAAAGAAAAAUCGUACCAGGGAUAAAUUAACAAAAUGUAUCCAUUUCAGAAAUAAAUAAAUUCAAUUGAGUACUUACUAUUAUUAUGCCAAAUUUUCAUGAAUCAGAAUUGUGAUUUAUAUACAUUUUUUUUUUUUCUUAUAGCGUAUUAUGUAUGUAUAAAUUAUUAUUUAUUAUAUAUGAUUAUAAAGCACCGAAAAUCAAACUAAAGAUUUCGCCACACAAAUUUGUUGCAUUUAGAUUUAGCACAAGUCAUUUUAAAAAUUUCAAUGAUCGUCGUGUAUGAGGGGCAUACAACUAAUUAAAUAAGAUUAACACAGGGGCGUCAUUUCACAUUUGUUUAUCGGAUGCAAAACCUAUAGAUACAGAAAAUUGAAAUUAACUUGAAAUUCACUCGCGUAGCACAUCAAUCACGAAAUCGGUAAUUUCCAUAUUUAACUCUAUUUUUGAUCAUCACAUAUUCAAAUGUAUAAUACAAUUCAAAAACGUAGGUACUCCAAAUUAAUUUCAAUAUUGAUUAUUUAUAAAACUAAAAUAUACCAAAAUUACCUGCUUAAUAAGUUUAUUAUCAGAACAAAUAGUAUACCUAUUAUGUACCUAUAGUAGAUAUAUAAUAACAGAAUAAGUUAAAACUUAAGCAUAUAGGUACUUAUACAUACUAUUAGAUAUUUUAAUUUUUAAAUAAGCUUAAUUUAAUUACAAAUAGGUACUUCUGUCCAGGAAUUUAAACAGUAAAAAAACUCAACAGUAUUAUAAAAUAUAUAAAUACGUAAGCAUGGAUUUUAUAGUGCAUUAAUGAAAAACGUCUACUCAUUAAUUUAGCAAAACUUUCAUCGGUACUAUAAUACUAAUAUUAUAUUAUUUAUAACGGUGUUUAUGUCUUCUGAAACUGUUAAAAUUAUAAAUCAUAAUAAACAAUUUUUGUGAAAUUACAAAAUGAGCGUUUUAGAAUAUAAAUUAUAUGAAAUUAACUACAUCUACAUAUUUUAGGGGUGCUAAAAAAAAUUAAAAGGUAACCUUGUGUCCUGGAAAUGACGCCCCUUGAUUAACAUUUAGCAUACAUAUUGUAUAAGUACAUAUGAACUUACAAGCACAUUAUUGGGCCUCAUAUGAAACUUUUUCCAGAUGAUUUUUGAUUAAAACCAAGUAGGUAUUUUUUUUUCCCCUAAUCGUUGUUUACCGUAUGUUCUACGAAGUUAUAAUUGAGCAGGUACCUACAUAAGUAUCUGAUGGCUAGAUAGCUGGAUAAAAUUUACUAACUCUAUAGAAAUUGAAAUUUAUAACAACGACAAAAUUAUUAUCAAAUUAUUCUAUUAAGGUAAAAGCAAUCGGCGUUUGCGGUCAAAUGCAUGGUAUAGUGUUCUGGGACGAACGAUUCAUUCGACAUUUUUGGUCCGGCGAAUUUUCGAUUGAAACCAAAAAAAUUGUGUCGAAUUUAUAUACUUGGCAGGACGCUCGUGCGGAUAAACAAUUUUUAGCCAAACUGCCAAGGCCACAUUCUCACUUGAAGGCUCACUCAGGUUACGGAUGCAACACCAUUUUUUGGUUACAGGAAUAUCAGUGAGAUAAAUACAAAUGCUUAGUAAAAUACCUAAUUAAAAAAUAUGUACAAUACAAAACAAAUAGGUACCUAGGUAUUUAUAUGUUUUGUUUAUUUAUAUCUGCUUUCAGACCAGAAAUAUUGAGUAAUUAUAAUCGAUGCGGUACAAUUCAAGAUCUAAUCGUAUCAGCAUUUUGUAAUCUUAAGACACCCGUUAUGUCCACUCAAAAUGCGGCCAGUUGGGGAUAUUUUGACACAACUGAUUGUUCAUGGAAUAUAGACUUGCUGCAAAGUGCACAUUUUCCGGUAAAUCUUUUACCAUCAGUAGUACAACCAGGAACAAAUGCCGGAUCAUUAUACAAUACGAUUUAUGAUAUAGCGAAAGGAACAGUAGUCGGUAAAUGUUGAAACAAAUACAUAGUAUAUUAUAUGAAAUAAUAUUUAAUACAUGCACAGGGUGAUGAAUCUAUCAUGAAAUACUAAUUAUUUCGGAAAUUUAUUAGUAAUUUGUUUUAAAGAAACAAGCAACUCUACAAUUUUAAUUAUUUUUUGGGGGUAAAAUCCUUACUUUUAAUUUUAAUAUAGAUCAAUAUAGAUUUUAAACCUUAAAAAUAAGGAUGGCAAAAAACAGUAUAAAUGUGAAAUUGUAGAGCUCCAUGUUUCUUUAAUGUUUUAUAAAACAAAUUACGAAUAAAGUUAAUACUUUCCAAGAUAAUUAGUGUCUUAAGAUUGAUUGAUCACUCUGUAUUGAUCAAAAUGUAUACCGAAAAAAAAGAUGUUGCCCUUGGUGAUUUGCAAUGUUCAGUAAUGGCUACAUUAACAUCGGUGAAAGAUGCUGCAGUUAUUAACAUAUCCACUUCUGCUCAAGUCGCAUUCGUGACCAAUUAUAUUGGGCAACAACAUGGUAAAAAACUGUUAGAAGAUAUAAUUUUAAUAUUAAUACUAAUAAUAAUAUAAUUAGGUAUAUAAUGUUAUAUCAAACUAACUAGAUGGCGUUGAAUACUUUCCAUAUUUUGACAACAGUUAUUUGGUAGUAGCGGCCUCAUUGAAUGGAGGAAAUGUUUUAGAUUGUUUUGUUAAAUCCGUGCUUGGUUGGGUAUCAGAUAUUGGAUUAAUUAUAAACGAAGGUAAUAUAUCAUUUUUAGUAGAACAAUGAAAAUUAUAAUAAUUAUAUUAUACACAUUAAGAUGAAUUGUGGAAUCGAUUGAUGAAUCUAUCAUCUGAUGAAGAAGCAACAUCACUUGUAGUGAACCCUAUAAUAUUUGGUGAAAGACACAAUCCAACAGUGUUUGGAUCAUUCGUAAAUAUUACAAACAGUAAUAUGACACUAAAAGAAUUAUUUUCUGGAUUUUGCAAAGGACUAGUACAAAAUUUACUGAAGUAAACUAAAUUAUGUCAAAAUAAUAUGGUAGGUAAUAAAACAAGUUUACUAUUUCACCUUAGGAUGAUGCCCAGAGAAAUGUUGCUAGAAGCUGGAAUUCAAAGAAUCAUAGGAUCUGGAUCAGUCAUACCCAAAAAUCACAUCAUAAAAAAAGAAAUAGAAAAUAGUUUUAAUCUUCCAUUAUAUGUAGAAAAUACUGAAGAUUCAGCUUUUGGUGCUGCUUUAUCAGCAUUCAAAACAAAUAAUUUUUUGUUUAUUUAGUAAGAUAAAUUCUUUCUUUAUGUUAAAUAAUUGUUAUUGUAAAAAAAUAUAAGUUAUUAAAAAAAAAAAAAAAAAAUGUAUUAUAAUUGUAUUCAGCCACUAAUAAUAAUAAAAUAUCCACAAAAUAUUAUAUUGUUUUAUGUGGUAGUCACUGUUGCCCGCAUUAUUAUUAUUAUGUUAAAAUAUUAGAUAUUAGAUUAUAGGUACGUCUACUUAGAAAAUUAUGUGGUUGUAACAGGGGCAGUGCUCUACUGUUGUGGGCUGAUAUAUUUAUUUUAUACAGAUUAUAAAAAUAUUAUUGUAAAGAUCACUCUUCUCUGGCUUUGAGUGGAAGGCCUAGAGAAUGAGUCUAGUCAGUGUUUAAAU
Molecule: messenger RNA, 5130 nt
Organism: Cinara cedri
Lineage: Eukaryota; Metazoa; Arthropoda; Insecta; Hemiptera; Aphididae
Source: the annotation of a GenBank genome assembly